AUGUCACAUUCUACUGUGGACAAAUCAGUCUACGAUUACUAUUAUGACCAGAUAAUUACAGAGGGUGUGCUAUGCAACAAUACCACCGUAAGGGCAUUUGGACGUGUGUUUCUGCCUACACUGUACAGCCUGGUCUUUAUCGUGGGCUUCAUUGGUAACAGCCUGGUGGUCUGUGUCAUGGUGAAGUUCAGGAGGACCAGCAACAUGACAGACAUCUGCCUCUUCAACCUGGCACUGUCAGAUCUUCUGUUUGUCCUCACCCUGCCUUUCUGGUCUUACUACAUCACCAAAACUGAAUGGACUCUGGGGGACUUUCUGUGCACAGUGUUAACUGCACUAUACACGCUGGGCUUCUAUGGCAACAUUUUCUUCCUGGUAAUGAUGACAUUGGAUCGAUAUGUGGUCAUUGUCCAUGCUCACACCAUGGCCAGACACAGAUCAGUCAGAGUAGGGAUUGUUCUGUCUCUGUUCUUGUGGGCUCUUAGUCUCUGUGCCUCUCUGCCUACAAUCAUCUUCACAAAAGUGGAAAGAAAUGAGGCAGGACUUAUGACGUGUCAACAACAGUAUCCAGAGGACACCAAGUGGCGCCAGUUUUCUUAUUUACAAAUGAAUUUCUUGGGUCUACUUCUCCCCUUUUUCAUUAUAGUUAUUUGCUAUGGCAAGAUAAUUCUCAUUUUAGUCAACAUCAAAUCCACCAAAAAGCACAAAGCUAUCAAACUGAUAUGUAUUAUAGUAGUGGUCUUUUUCUGCUUUUGGACUCCAUACAAUUUGCUAAUUUUCUUUCGGUUUCUGCAGACACUACACUUUUUGGGGGAUUGUACAAAUGUUUAUAACAUAUCUCUGGCAAUGCAGUGGGCAGAGGUGAUAGCGUUUUCACACUGUUGUUUGAAUCCAAUUAUCUACGCUUUUGCUGGACAGAAAUUCAUGGCCCUUGUCUUGAAGUUACUAAGAAAAUGGUUGCCAAUUUGCUUUGGCAGGUCUUCUUGUGAGUCGUCUGAACGAAGAAGCUCGGUCUAUUCCCGGUCCUCUAAAACUAAAAUCUACACAAUUGCUGUAGCUUGA
This is a messenger RNA of Esox lucius (northern pike), 1062 nucleotides long. Its product is annotated as C-C chemokine receptor type 1-like. Gene Ontology annotation, biological process: immune response; G protein-coupled receptor signaling pathway; chemotaxis. Gene Ontology annotation, molecular function: chemokine receptor activity. The record is from RefSeq and is a predicted model, not a curated record. Lineage: Eukaryota; Metazoa; Chordata; Actinopteri; Esociformes; Esocidae. Bases 1 to 1062 code for a protein of 353 amino acids. Gene Ontology annotation, cellular component: membrane. The transcript has 2 exons.